AUGAUUGCACUGGAACGAUGGGUUCCUACGGUGCGAAUGGAUUUUCCUUCCUCAAUUCCUUUUUGGGUCAAGAUCAUGGAUCUUCCGUCCCAAUACCAUGAGGAUGAACAAGUGGAGAAGAUAGGUGAGGACUUGGGAGAGAUUAUGAAGUGGAAGAUAGUUAAACCUUUCCCAAUGGUUCGUGUGAUGGUAGAAUGA
Arabis nemorensis is the source of this 198-nucleotide messenger RNA. NCBI's taxonomy places the organism in Eukaryota, Viridiplantae, Streptophyta, Magnoliopsida, Brassicales, Brassicaceae. The record is from the annotation of a GenBank genome assembly.